Messenger RNA from Zalophus californianus (California sea lion), 922 nucleotides. Its product is annotated as U3 small nucleolar ribonucleoprotein protein IMP4-like. Gene Ontology annotation, biological process: rRNA processing. NCBI's taxonomy places the organism in Eukaryota, Metazoa, Chordata, Mammalia, Carnivora, Otariidae. Gene Ontology annotation, cellular component: small-subunit processome; Mpp10 complex; nucleolus. Gene Ontology annotation, molecular function: snoRNA binding; rRNA primary transcript binding. The record is from RefSeq and is a predicted model, not a curated record.
CAUUCUCCUGGACCCACGUGGAAGUCGCGCUCAGGAUGCUGCGUCGUGAGGCCCGUCUUCGCCGGGAGUACCUGUACCGCAAGGCCCGCGAGGAGUCGCUGCGAACCGCCCAGGAGAGGAAGGAGAAGGUUCGGCGCGCCCUGGAAGAGAAUCGCCUGAUUCCCACCGAGUUACGCCGGGAGGCUCUGGCCUUACAGGGUUCCCUGGAGUUCGAUGACGCCGGCGGUGAAGGUGUGACCAACCACAUGGAUGAUGAAUAUCGAUGGGCAGGGGUCGAGGAUCCUAAGGUCAUGAUCACUAUCUCCCGAGACCCCAGUUCCCGUCUCAAGAUGUUUGCAAAGGAGCUGAAGUUGGUGUUCCCAGGUGCCCAACGCAUGAACCAUGGCCAGCAUGAGGUAGGGGCACUGGUGCGAGCCUGCAAAGCCAAUGGUGUCACUGACCUGCUGGUUGUCCAUGAACAUCGAGGCACACCUGUGGGGCUCAUUGUCAGCCACCUGCCCUUCGGCCCUACUGCUUCCUUCACACUGUGCAAUGUGGUCAUGUGGCACGACAUCCCUGACCUGGGCUCCGUGUCCGAGGCCAAGCCUCACCUCAUCAUGCAUGGCUUCUCCUCCCGACUAGGCAAGCGGGUCUCCGACAUACUCCGUUACCUGUUCCCUGUGCCCAAAGAUGACAGCCACCGGGUCAUCACCUUUGCAAACCAAGAUGACUAUAUCUCCUUCCGGCACCAUGUAUAUAGGAAGACCAGCCACCGCAGUGUGGAGCUGACCGAGGUUGGGCCUCGCUUUGAACUGAAGUUGUACAUGAUCCGCCUGGGCACGCUGGAGCAGGAGGCCAUAGCAGACGUGGAGUGGCGCUGGCACCCGUACACCAAUACUGCACGCAAGAGGGUCUUUCUGAGUGCUGAGUGAACCCACACGCU